Cajanus cajan (pigeon pea) is the source of this 1962-nucleotide messenger RNA. RefSeq names its product putative transcription factor GLK1. Lineage: Eukaryota; Viridiplantae; Streptophyta; Magnoliopsida; Fabales; Fabaceae. Gene Ontology annotation, molecular function: DNA-binding transcription factor activity; transcription cis-regulatory region binding. The record is from RefSeq and is a predicted model, not a curated record. Gene Ontology annotation, biological process: positive regulation of DNA-templated transcription. Gene Ontology annotation, cellular component: nucleus.
AAGCUCUUUUAAACCAAAGUUGUGGUCGAGAUCCAAUCUCAUUUCCUUCUUCACAACACUUCCAAAAAGGGAACAUCUCAUAAACCAUUCCAUAGAGAACACACUCUCACACACCGUUAUAUUAGUUCUCUCUAUAUUGCUCUCUAAGCUUAACUUUUCUCCUUCAUAUGCAAUUCAAGGCCAAAUUCCCUUUACCCCUUUUGUGAAUUAAUUAUUAUAUUUUUGUUUCAUGCACGUGAACUAACUAACUACAUAUAUAUAUAUAUAUAUAGCUAGCAUUGAUUUAGAAGCAAAAGGGUUCAUUUCGUUUGGCAUAACACAUCAUUGGAGUUUCCACUUUCGAGUAACAUAGAGUGUUAACUUGGGAUUGAUGCUCGCGGUGUCACCUUUGAGGAGCACCAAAGAUGAAAAGAACCAAGGAGCGAUGGAGGGUUUUUCGAUGGCAACAACAACAACGGAUGAUGUUGACUUUGGCGACCUUUCUGAAGGUAACUUGUUGGAGAGCAUCAACUUCGACGAUCUCUUCGUCGACAUCGAUGUUGACGGAGAUGUCUUGCCGGACCUGGAAAUGUUCGGCGAGUUCUCCGUCAGCGCCGGCGAAGAUUCGUCGGAGAUGAACUCUUCGGGGGAGAACAGCAAGGUGGAGAAUGAUGAGAGUAAUGUUAUAACUGCUUCCAAGAAAGAAGAGGAAGAUAAAAGUUCUUCAAACCGAGGAGAAGAGAUAGUGAGCAAGAGAGAUGAAUCCGUGGUGGUGGACCCGGCACCACCAAAGGAUGGUGGAAAGGGAAGAAAAUCUUCAUCAGCUCAAUCGAAGAAUAAUAGUAGUAAUAGUAAUCCUCAAGGGAAGAGAAAAGUCAAGGUGGAUUGGACCCCAGAAUUGCACAGACGAUUUGUGCAAGCAGUGGAACAGCUAGGAGUGGAUAAGGCAGUGCCUUCAAGGAUUUUGGAGAUUAUGGGAAUUGAUUGUCUCACUCGCCAUAACAUUGCUAGCCACCUUCAAAAAUAUAGAUCUCAUAGGAAACAUUUGCUGGCGCGUGAGGCAGAAGCAGCAAGCUGGAGUCAAAGGAGGCAAAUGUAUGGAGUAGGGAAGAGAGAGGGGAGUGCAUGGGUGGCACCAACCAUGGGUUUCCCUCCUCAUCCAAUGCACCAUUUUAGACCCCUUCAUGUAUGGGGGCACCCUUCCAUGCACAUGUGGCCAAAACAUUUGCCACAUUCACCACCACCACCACCACUCUCAUGGCCACCACCACAUCAAGACCCUUCAUUUUGGCACCAACGGGCUCCAAACACAUUAAUCCCAGGAACAGCUUGUUUCCCACAACCUCUGACACCAACGAGAUUUGGGAGUCCUCCUGUCCCCGGCAUUCCACCCCAUGCCAUGUACAAACCAGUACCAGAUCACGCCAUUGCUGUCCCUCCUCCCAGGACCUUAUUCGACUUUCAUCCGUCAAAGGAGUGCAUAGAUGCAGCAAUUGGAGAUGUUUUAUCAAAACCAUGGCUGCCACUACCUCUUGGACUUAAGGCUCCAGCUCUUGAUAGUGUGAUGAAUGAAUUACAGAGACAAGGAAUUCCAAACAUUCCACCCUCUAGUGCUUGAAAGCAACCCUUCUUGCAUGGAAGAGACGUUCUUCUCUGAAGGCCACUUAACCUUAAUUCGACGACUUCUCAUCAUCCAUUAGAUGUUGCAUUGCAUAUAUGUUACAUCUAAGCUACUAUGUGAGUGAUUCAUGUCUUUUUUCUUUAAUUUGCUUUUAACAGCAAAAAGAAAAGAAGAAGAAAAACUCUUGAAGACUUUUUCUAGUUUUUCAUAUGUGCUAUAAUGCAUGCAUGAGUUAAUGGUUUUAAGUGAUCUUGGUCAUUAUAGUCAUUUUGUAUAUGCACUACGGUUGUAAAGGCAGUGAUUUUUGUAUUAAGAAGAGGAAAUCCUAAUAAAGUACUUUCAUCAAAUAUUUCUAUUUCGGA